Molecule: messenger RNA, 1166 nt
Organism: Microtus ochrogaster (prairie vole)
Lineage: Eukaryota; Metazoa; Chordata; Mammalia; Rodentia; Cricetidae
Source: RefSeq, a predicted model, not a curated record
GGCCGAUGCCACGCAAACAGCCUACAACAUGAGGAGCUGUGGGCGUCCGUGCCAGCCUGUCGUUGGCAAGUGUGGAGCAAUGGAGGAACGGCUGGAUGAACAGGGAGCAUGUCCCAGUCCCACAGCAGCCCCCGACUGCUGACGGAGCCUUGUGUGGAUCCCUGGCACAGACUGGUGUGACCGCUGCCCUGAAGAUGGACCGUCACAACAUGUCCUGGAUCCGCUACCCUAGCCACGUGUCCCCAGCUGUGGAGGAUGUCAUUGCAGCACAGAGCAUCAUUUCUAGGUGCACGCAUGUGUAUGUAGCGGUGUGUGUCCCGCUGAGCCUGGUGACAGGGCUCUUCUGUCUAAGCGUGUUUAUCCGGGAACGUACUAGGCUGGGGGUGCUGGACAGGCUCCUUGCAGGCCUCACAGUCACUAGCAUCUUAGUGACUCUACUGUCCCUCAAUGCUGCUGGCCGGCCUGACUACAUGGCCACGACAAACCUGGGCUGUGGGACACUCUCAUUCUUCUCCAAUGUCUGCUACUUUACAGCUCAGUACCUGCAGGGGGCCAUGCUUGUCCAGUCUCUUCUGCCGGGAUCUUCAGGCCGCCAGCUCUUGGUGAGGCCUGUGGCCAGUCUAGUUGCCAUCGGAGGCUGUGCUGUGUGUAGCUCGCUCAUCGUGGUGUCCCUACUGGGCACAUCUGGGGAGUUGCACGCAACCACUGUGUGCCAGGUGGAUCCACUGACGGCAUGGCCCGAAUAUGAGAUCGUCAAGUUCAGCCUGGGCUUCGCGCUUGCCAUGAGCUUUCAGAUGGUUCUCCUUCUCCUGCAUGCUACAUACCCAGCCUGGCGGGUGGCUCCUGCUCCGAGCGACCCAGCCUCUGGGCACUGGGCGGUACUGGCCGUGACUCUCAACAUGUUUGCCUGUAGACUCUUCUUCAAUGUGGUCCUCCUGCAUCGGGCCCAGCUGAAGCUUCGGAAGGAUGUGGGCUCCCCCAGGAAUGAGUUGCUCAUGAACCUCGCAGAGCUGGUCCUCUCUGGAGAGAGUUGCAUCAACUUGGUGGUCACCCUUGUCCUCCACACAUGGUGCAGGCUCAGGUUGCUGGGCCUCCUUGAGCGCCUGACACAGAGAUGCAGGUGGGGACCAGACCACAGCAUGCCCUUGGAUAGAGUAGGGGGCUAG